Messenger RNA from Neodiprion fabricii, 4126 nucleotides. RefSeq names its product serine/threonine-protein phosphatase 5 (gene PpD3). The transcript has 8 exons. Gene Ontology annotation, cellular component: nucleus; cytosol. The coding region runs from base 146 to 1618 and encodes 490 amino acids. The record is from RefSeq and is a predicted model, not a curated record. NCBI's taxonomy places the organism in Eukaryota, Metazoa, Arthropoda, Insecta, Hymenoptera, Diprionidae. Gene Ontology annotation, molecular function: protein serine/threonine phosphatase activity; protein binding.
AUCCGCCUUUAGGUAUCAUACAUGCAUUUGUAAAAGAAAGCCAGCCCUUUCUUUUUAAUGCCUUAUUUAUUACUUGUCUUCUAAGAUAAUUUAAGUAUAGUUUCUCCAUUAUCUGUUCAAUCGUAUAAAAGUACAUCAUUACAAAAUGAGUGAGAACGCUGAAAUAACUGGAGCAAUAUCUUCUUCCGACGAUAUCAAGACAGCCGAAAAGUUCAAAGAAGAGGCAAACGAGUACUUCAAAAAACAAGAUUAUAAUCGAGCUAUAGAAUUGUACACAAAAGCGAUAGAAGUGGACCCCACUGUCGCUGUAUAUUAUGGAAACAGAAGUUUUGCCUACCUGAAAACCGAAUGUUUCGGAUAUGCCCUGACGGAUGCCUCAAAGGCAAUUGAAUUAGACCGAAACUAUGUAAAAGGCUAUUACAGAAGAGCAGCAGCUUACAUGUCGCUUGGUAAAUUUAAGCUGGCUCUUAAGGACUAUGAAACAGUGACAAAGGCCAGGCCCAAUGACAAGGAUGCUAAAACAAAAUUCACUGAAUGCAAUAAAAUGGUGAAAAAACUAGCUUUCGAAAAAGCCAUCUCUGUUGAAGAGAAUAAGAAGAAUAUAGCUGACACGAUUAAUCUUGAUGACAUGGCUAUUGAAGACGAAUACACCGGACCAAAACUAGAAAAUGACAAAGUAACCUUGGAGUUUAUGACGGAUUUACUAUCUUGGUAUAAGAAGCAAAAUAAACUUCAUCGCAAGUAUGCCUACAAGAUACUUCUCGAUAUCAAAGCAUGGUUUAUGGCGCAGCCAAGCUUAGUAGAUAUUUCUAUACCUGACAAGAGCAAGUUUACCAUUUGCGGCGAUAUACAUGGCCAGUAUUAUGAUCUACUCAACGUAUUCAAGCUGAAUGGUCUACCCUCGGAAACCAAUCCUUAUUUAUUUAACGGAGAUUUUGUGGACAGAGGAUCCUUUUCUGUAGAGUGUAUAUUCACGUUGUUCGGCUUCAAGCUUCUAUAUCCCAAUCACUUUUUCAUGUCAAGGGGAAACCAUGAAUCUGCAACUAUGAAUCAAAUGUAUGGGUUUGAUGGUGAGGUCAAGGCAAAAUACACAGCACAAAUGGCGGAACUUUUCACAGAGGUUUAUAAUUGGCUGCCUCUUGCGCACUGCCUCAAUAGUAAAGUGCUUGUGAUGCAUGGAGGACUAUUUUCAAGGGACGAUGUGACGUUGUCCGAAAUUCGAGAAAUAGAUAGAAACCGGCAGCCACCGGAAGAAGGAUUGAUGUGUGAAUUGUUAUGGUCAGAUCCACAGCCUCAGCCGGGCCGAGCCCCUAGUAAAAGAGGGGUUGGGGUUCAAUUUGGACCCGACGUUACACACAAUUUCCUCAGUCUGAACGGACUUGAUUAUAUCGUUAGAAGCCAUGAAGUGAAAAAUGAGGGUUAUGAAGUUGCACAUGAUGGCAAAUGUAUCACGGUUUUCUCAGCUCCCAAUUACUGUGAUACCAUGGGUAACCGAGGUGCCUUUAUCACGCUCAACGGUAAAGAUAUGGAACCCAAUUUCACAUCAUACGAAGCAGUGCCCCAUCCGAACGUGAGGCCAAUGGCGUAUGCUAAUUCUUUACUAAAAUUCAUGUGCUAGUGGGGUGGACUUAGGAAUAAUAAUGAGAAUUAAAUAAUUGAUAAUUGAAUACAACUAGCCAAACAAAGUGUGUAUUAUAUUUGAUACCAAUUCGGGAGUGAUAUAACGUAAUCACUGUCCAACACCUAUAAUUACUAGAUUUUAGUCAAAGAAGACAAGACAAUUUAUUGUAUCAUCCUUGCGGAUGUCAUCGCAUGAUUGAGGUAUAUAGAAUCAUGUUUGAAAUAAUUAUUGCAUAUUUUCUUACCCAUUCAAUGCAUAUACGAUAAUUUGAACUCUCUUUUAUGGUAACAAUAUGAGUUUUCUUACAUCUUAUUCAAGCAUCAUUUUGAUCUAAUAGACGUGUACGUAAAAGAUGUUGGUUCCGCAAUUAAAGAAACGAACACAAUUCAGACAUUUCAUUUUUGCUUGAAUUUGAAGUACUUAUAACUUAGUUGUUCUUCGGAGUAAAAAGAUCCUAACUUCCUUUGAUUAUUUUUAUGUAACAUGUCUACAUAUAAGUCUCUAAUCAGAAAUACGAAUCAAAAGAGAAAGUAAAUAAUGGUUACUUUAAAUUAUGUACGUCUUUGAUGUGUUCUGAUAUUUUGCCUAUUAAAAGAUCGUUAUUUUAUUAUUUGCAUCUUGCUACACGUAUUUCGUAUUUCGCGAACUAUUUUUGAGGUGUAAGUAUACUUGCCAUUGAACUCUUAUAGAAAUAAUUCACAUUCAGUCGACAGACAGAUUGGAGUAUUAAAACGUAACAUAGGAACGAUCUUACAGUAUAAGUCUUACUGUGAAACGAACAUAAGUUGCCACUAGUUGACAGCAAGAUGAUCAUAAUUUUUUGUCUUAUCAAGUAAUUUUCAUUUUCAAAUACACAAUGAAAUGUUUGUUUAUGAGAAGUUUAAUUGCAAUUGAUUAAACACGUAUUUUACGUGUGAUUUUCGAAAAGUGUAUAUAGCCAUUGUAGGAGCUUGAAUAACUUGAUUAAAAUAUUAUAUACUUGUUGUAGAUAUUAUAAUGAGCUUGGAGUAUAAAAGUAAGCCUUUUUUCACUACAUACAACACUAUACAUAUAACUGUAAAAUAUUAGUAUUAAAAUUCUAUUAUACUAUAUUCUAAGAUUAAUUCUGAAUCAAUGUCUCUUGGUUUAACAUAAUUUAUGAUACGAACGAUGCAAUCGACAGAUUCAACAUCUUAGAUAUCACGUCUCAGUGUUCUUGGAAUGCAGAAUAGACACGCGAAGACAGUACAGCAAAGUGUAAAACGACGUAUGACAAUUAGGCACAUGGUCGCACCAGAAUGAGGAAAACUUUUUAUGGAUUCAUGUGUGUCACGAAGGUCAAUCCAUAGUUCAGUCCAAUUCUAAAAAUGUACCACUGUUUAAGAGUAAUCCUCUGAUAUAGUCGAAGAUCAUGAAAGUUUUUGUUUGACAUAUCAAGUCAUGCACGAACAAAUUAAAUUGUUCAAUAUUAGAUGUAUUGUUUUACCUUGAAUAUCACCGAUGAAAAAGAACAUGAUCCACUGUUACUACUUUCUUCGAGAGAGUAAGAAGUUAGAAAAAAAACAUGCGAAUCUGUUCAGAUUACUUACUAAUCCCGAUAUUAACCAAACCCAUCCAGCCAUGGUUAGCCGGAUGAAAAUAUUUUUGUUUCUUCCUGAAAAUCAGAUGAAUAUAUUUAUUUUCAGUUAUGGAUGAUGUGUUCACUACAGGUUUGCUCAGAGACUGUAAUUAGCUAAUUUAAAUAAACAUAUACGUAGAUAACUACGAAAGAAAAAGAUACGUCUUUCUAAGUAUGAGCCAAAGCUUUUUUCGUCAUCAAUUGACAGUUUUAGUAUCAACUAGAGAAAAUAGUGUUUAUAUUAGCAAUUGUAACUUUAAUACAUAAUGUAGUCAAUUUAUGGAAUAAUCAUCAUUCAAGGAGGGUCCCGAAAAGUGUGGUUGUGGCAUAAUCCUGCUUCAGUCGUCGUAGUUUUUUAUAUCUUAGCAUCAGACCAUAUCGAGUUUCAAAUUGUGUAAAUAAAAAUAAUUGUCUUUUGUAACAGUGACAACCUGUCCGAAUGAAUGGUCCGUUGAAUGGGUAUCGUUGAAAGUGAACUGUCUAUUGAUGCGCAGUUCUCAAAGAGCUUUUUACACGACCACCCUUCAAAUACCAGUCACGUUUUGUGUUAUUUAUAUUUAUCUACAUUUCUUGAUAGGCAACAAGUAUUUAUAUCCAACAUUGGGAAAGGAAGGGAUUGUAUAAUUCUAUAAUUAUUUCAUUUAUUGCAUGCCAUGUAGUCUCUAUUUUACAUACAAGCUUCAUCAUCUUUGUGAAAUAAUGUUGUAUACUACGCACUAUAGAGUUACAGUUAGCGAGUUUGGUUGCCACUGUUGCAAAGCACCAAUUGAAUCAAUAAGCAAAUACAUAAAGAAUCAGGCUGUCAGUGACAGAACUAACUUUGCUGAGCGUAAAAUACGGAGUAUUAACUUAUGAUAAUAACAUACAGGGUGUCUACUGCUCCUUAAAUACCUUAAAUCCUGAAAUUA